CUUUUCACGCAAUCGAGCUCUUAUAAAAAAAUGUAUUCAAAGUGUUUUCAUUGGCAUAAGUAGUUGCUUGAUAUUAACUUAUACGACAAAUUGUUUUAAGAAUAAAGUAGUUUUGAAGUAAAAUACAGUGCUUGCCUUUUAUUAAAUUCGAAGGAAACACUUAAAUUUUUAAUAACAACACGCAAUCUAACAAAACGGUGUUUAAACAGAGAAAAUGGCAAGCAUAGUUCUUAUAGCUUGCCUGGCUAUAUUGGGUUUAAUUAUUGCAAUCGCUCUUUUUCUGGCUGGAGGAUACUUGUGGUGGAGGCAUAAAAGAUCCCAGUUACAGUUUAUUGAACCCAAUGAAGACGAGGAAUCUAGUAGUUAUAGUCUGCGGGCUGCUCAGGAUAUUGCUGACUCCGGUAAUCCACCUACAAAACCGCAAGUGCCAGUGACACAAGCUAUCACGACUCCUCUGCAAAACAAUAUUAACAGGAAACUAAAUGGAUUUUUAAGUCUUAGAACUCCUUUGAUUGGCGUUUCGGGAGCCUCUCAAACAAAACCGCAAAGCGUUUCUUCACUUGCAAAUCCUGGAGAUGGGACUACAAAAGAUUCUGCAAAUAAAAGUAUCUCAAUGACAGACAUGUAUUUGGAUAGCACCGAUCCAAGUGAAAAUGUUGGGCAAAUACAUUUCUCCUUGGAGUAUGAUUUCCAAAACACAACUUUAAUUUUAAAAGUUCUUCAAGGAAAAGAGCUUCCAGCAAAAGAUUUGAGUGGUACUUCCGAUCCAUAUGUUCGUGUAACGCUGUUACCAGAUAAAAAGCAUAGAUUGGAAACCAAAAUAAAACGACGAACACUAAAUCCACGAUGGAAUGAAACAUUUUAUUUUGAGGGUUUUCCAAUUCAAAAACUUCAAUCACGUGUUUUACACUUACAUGUCUUUGAUUACGAUCGGUUCUCAAGAGAUGACUCCAUAGGGGAAGUAUUUCUUCCUUUAUGCCAGGUUGACUUUGCUGGCAAACAGUCUUUUUGGAAGGCGUUAAAGCCCCCUGCAAAGGAUAAAUGCGGAGAACUUCUCUCAUCUCUUUGCUAUCACCCGUCAAACUCAAUUUUGACUUUAACAUUAAUUAAAGCGAGGAAUUUAAAGGCCAAAGAUAUCAACGGAAAAUCUGAUCCUUACGUAAAGGUUUGGCUUCAGUUUGGAGAUAAAAGGGUAGAGAAAAGAAAAACGCCUAUAUUUACGUGUACAUUAAAUCCAGUAUUUAAUGAAUCGUUUAGUUUUAACGUACCAUGGGAAAAAAUAAGAGAAUGUUCCUUGGAUGUUAUGGUGAUGGAUUUUGAUAACAUUGGACGAAACGAGUUAAUAGGACGAAUAUUAUUAGCUGGGAAAAACGGUUCUGGAGCAUCGGAAACUAAGCAUUGGCAGGACAUGAUCUCAAAACCCAGACAAACUGUAGUACAAUGGCAUCGCUUAAAACCUGAGUAACUUUAAUACGAACUCCCUAAUAACAAAUAAUUAACACCAGCAAGUAUAUCGGAGAACACCGUACAUUGAUGGAUGUGCAUACAUUAGUUUAAUUAUAGUUGCUUUCAUAGCAAUAUCAUUUCGAAUUAAUGUAUAAAGUCGAAAAUAAUUUAAAUCUG
Molecule: messenger RNA, 1623 nt
Organism: Drosophila erecta
Lineage: Eukaryota; Metazoa; Arthropoda; Insecta; Diptera; Drosophilidae
Gene: Syt7
Product: synaptotagmin-7
Exons: 9
Coding region: 215-1465 (416 amino acids)
Biological process (GO): calcium-ion regulated exocytosis; regulation of calcium ion-dependent exocytosis; cellular response to calcium ion
Cellular component (GO): synapse; axon; membrane
Molecular function (GO): calcium ion binding; phosphatidylserine binding; clathrin binding
Source: RefSeq, a predicted model, not a curated record